UUAAGUGUUACUUCAUGAAAAAUACCGAGAAACUGCUAAAACGAACAGUGAAAACUCUGUAAACCGUGACUCUAAUCGUGCCGAUUAAAAUUCAUUACCAUCAGGUAACUAAGUCAUUGUCAAUGACUAUCAUUCAGCAAGUAUAGUAAGUAGUGCUACAGUACACGCAAGUGUGCCAAGUAAUUAAGAGAUAAAGAUAAAAGAGGAGGUUUAGAUAGAAUAGAGGUGGUUAUAGGGGAUCGCUAUAGGAGGGAAGAUGGCCGCCAGUGAUUCUUGCGCGAAGCUACCACGAAGGGUUUGCGGUCCGUUGUGCUCGCGGAAAUGGAACGCUGCGACAUAGAAGUGUCACUGUCAUUAUUAAAGUGAAGUGCGCGCUCGAGGUGGCUCGCACGAGGUGACGUGAAGUGGAUUGCGGACAGUGAAAGACAGCCGAAAUGGCAUCGGACAGGUAGGGCUGAUCCUGCGAUUUGGCAAGGGGCAGCAGGAUUACCUACUGCUUACGAUGUACCGAGUGCAUGAUAGUACACGGACACGGUACAGAAUGGAAUGGGUGGAAAUUAUAGAGCCUCGAACCAAGGAGCAUAUGUAUGCUAAUUUGACAACUGGAGAAUGUGUCUGGGACCCACCACCAGGUGUGCCUGUGAAAAAAACAGAUAAUAAUCAGUGGUGGGAGCUGUUUGAUCAAAAUACUUCACGAUUCUACUAUUACAAUGCAACUUCUCAGAAGACUGUCUGGCAUCGACCAACCGAUUGUGACAUCAUACCAUUAGCAAAGCUACAGACGUUAAAGCAGAAUACAGAACCAGCUGGGGGUUGUAGCGAUGCGCAAAGAGGGAACGAGCCCAGGAAGAAGGAGACUGUCUCAACACAAACUCAGACACCCUCUGUUGGCCGGUCACCGCGUUUCAAUCACCAGGAGAAUCCUAACUUAGCUGCCACGCUGCAAGUUGGCGGAAUAUGCAAGCCACGUUCAUCUGCUAUAGGAGUAGACCUGCAGACAUCACCACCAUCUCCGUCGCCAUCCACUAGACGUCACCAUCACCAUCAUCAUCAUCACCACAGUAAUAGGCACCAUCAUAGGCACCAUGAACAACCAACAACCCGUCGUCAUCAUAAUCAUUCUCAGGAUUCUGGACGGUCCAGUGACAGUUCCGUAUCACACAGUCGCACUUCCUUGGAGUCGACUGGCUACAGAUUACUGGACUCUCCUCAUCGUCAUCAUCAUCGAUCAGCCGCCCAGCCGCAACAACCAGUUCCUUCGCAGCCAUCUCAUCGCCAGCACUCGGGUACCCUGGAGAUCAGGUCUCAUAAGAGUGGUACCCUCGAGAGUGCGAAGAAUCAGAAAUCAUUGCCGUCUACAGAGCCGCCGCCUUUGGGACUCUCACUCUCCACGAGCACUCCUUUGUUUAAGAAGAAGACGUUCGCUGAACCUCAGAGGGAAAUCAGAAUUGGAAACUUGGACAUGGAGAAGAGUAAAAAUGGUCGGGAGAGUAACAGGGGUUCCUAUGGGCCAGAGCCCAGCACCUCACCCUAUAGAGAAUCUAUGCUAGAAUCCAGAGCAUUUAGACAGGAAAUGCCACCCUAUAGACCACCGGAAGUGCAGCUAAGCCACAGUUACAAAGCUCAGGGUGACAAAUAUGGUUCCCUGGUAGAGACAGGUAAUCGCUACCACAGGGAUCGCGAACGGGAGCUACAUCAUAGAGAACGUGUUAAUAGUCUUGACAAAACUAACAGUGCAGCAUUUUAUCCAAGUUCCAUGCACCCACGAAACGCCAAUAAGCAGGAAGGUGCUGGUAGUAUCGGUAGGCUGCACCAUGGAUGCCCAGCGUCGCUUUCCGAAGCAAAUGUUAGAGAAAAAUAUGGCGCCAUGUUAGCUGAGAGGAACGAGCCAGCCAAGAGUCUCGUACGUGGAGUAGCAGUACUUGGUAACGUGUCCAAGCAGAGGAGUCUUGAGGUAUCCGAAAGAGAGCGUGACCGAGAGAGAGAUAGAGAGCGUGAAAGAGAUUACAGAAGAACAACAGCUUGCAACAACUCGUUGGAUUGUCCUCCUCAGCCACUAGCUCGUAGUUACAGCUUUGUGCAACAACAGAAACAGCAGCAAAAGAUUCAACAGCAACAGCAGCAACAGAACAGAAGACGCGACAGGGACGAUGAUUCUAUGCAUGAACGUUACCUGGUGGGUCAGACUCACCCGCAAUCUCAACAACAAGUCAGCAGUAAUACCACCAGCAGCAACAGCAGCAACAGCAGUAGUAACAGUGCUGUUGGCGAUGACCUAGAAAGCAACAUUGAUGGUGAUAACGGGAAAAAACGAAGCAACGGGAAUCCUAGUCCACCGCCAUCUCCCUUUUAUGGAAAUCUUCUAGUGGACGCUGAUCAUCUGCUACCUCUUCAGCAUUACAUCAUUCAGCAGGCGAAGCUCUCCGGUUGUUACAAGUUUGGAGAUCCUUUGUUAGUGGAAGAAGGCGACGAUUCACUGGAUGAGGAAGGCGGCAGAGGUGGUGGAAUUGGAGGCAGAGCUGAUGACGACUCUGACGAUCAGUUCGCUGAUGACGAAGCUGCUAGCAAUCAGGGUGAUUCGUCUAGUCAGGAGUAUCUUGAGGAUCACUAUGCAGACUUGGGGAAUUACGAUACCGCAGGAUUGGCCACAUAUUAUAAUACUGCGGAUACUUUGACGAGACCGCAAGUUACACCUCCGCCCCCGCCUACUAUAGUUUCCCAUACGGAGCCACGAGAAAAUUUGGUUGUGACUAGACCGGUGUCACUUCCUGCUUCAACUGCAGUGUCAGGAACUGGUGCUGGAAUUGGAGUUGAUACUGUGGAUCUAGACGAGGCACGUAGAGAUGACAGUACCGGUGGUGGCGAUAUCGAGAAAUACGCGCAGGAUAACCUCAAUUUGAAUUGUGGUCGUCCUAAGGGACUAAGGUUGCUCUUCCGUAAGAAGUUCAGCGUACGUGAUAUCCUGAGCUGGUCCAAGGAUCCUAUUCCCCAGCCAAUGCUUGUGGUCGUCGAUGGUGAGAAAUUGUUAAAGAGAGAAGCCUGCAAUCUCUUCAGACUAGUCCAAGUUUAUAUGGGUGACCGGAAGGCCAAUGUGGGCAUGACCUUGGAUGGUGUUGCUAUGGAUAUCGUUAAUACUGCUUUCACCAAACCCCCAUUGCGCGAUGAACUCUACGUGCAAAUAUGUCGUCAGACCACUGAGAAUCCCAGGAAGGAGAGUUUGAGACGUGGCUGGGAACUCAUGGCCGUUUGUUUGGCCUUCGUCCCACCUAGUGCUACUUUCGAACCAUAUCUAGAAGGCUAUAUGAAUAGACAUCGAGACCCUAAUUUUCAAUUUCCUGAAGUGGCUAAAUGGCCGAUUCACGUCCAGGUUAGUCAUUACGCAACUGUCGCUUGUCGGCGUCUUCAGCGCAUUGGUGCUCAUGGAAAGCGACAGCCUCGUAAAGCUACCAUCGAGGACAUAGAUCAAGCUAGAAUUCAAAUCUUCCGUGCCUCCAUGUUCGGCGCGACGCUCUCUGAAGUAAUGGCUUUGCAACGUGACCGGUUUCCCCAGAGAGAGCUACCUUGGGUACAGACAACACUAACGCGUCAAGUCCUAGUACGUGGUGGAACAUUGACCGAGGGUAUCUUCCGUGUAUCCGCCGACGCCGACGAAGUCAGCGCCUUGAAAUCUUGCUUGGACAGGUUUGAAGAUGGCGCAAUACUUGCUGCAUCCCAGGAUGCCCACGCUCCAGCUUCACUUCUGAAACUCUGGGUUCGUGAGCUCUACGAACCUUUAAUUCCUGACUCCUUUUACACGGAGUGCGUUUCGAUGCGGCAUGAUGAUGCAGAAGCGUCCGCCGCAAGCGUUGCUGCCCUCGUUGAUCGACUUCCUGAUCUCAACCGUCGGGUACUUUCUCACCUGGUGCGAUUCCUUCAGAUUUUUGCCAGGCCAGAGGUCGUCGCCCGGACCAAGAUGGAUGCCAAUAACUUAGCGAUGGUGAUGGCACCGAAUAUUCUUAGAUGUACCUCUCAGGAUCCAAGAGUCAUCUUGGAAAACGCCCGCAAGGAGAUGGCUUUUGUGCGCACUCUAAUAGAGUCUCUGGAUACCGCUUGGGUGGACGAUCUUCACUGACCAUCCCGUUGUCGCUAGAACGCUCUAGACUAUUAUGCCAAAUCAACCAGUUGUAUAUUCGUCACUAUUACUACUAUUAUUCUUAACUAUCAUCCUUUUCGUUCGUGAUCACCAGACUACUCGAUAAUAGCCCCCCC
Messenger RNA from Cephus cinctus (wheat stem sawfly), 4248 nucleotides. It is a transcript of the gene RhoGAP93B, whose product is annotated as rho GTPase-activating protein 39. NCBI's taxonomy places the organism in Eukaryota, Metazoa, Arthropoda, Insecta, Hymenoptera, Cephidae. The transcript is spliced from 10 exons. Gene Ontology annotation, cellular component: cytoplasm; cytoskeleton. The record is from RefSeq and is a predicted model, not a curated record. Gene Ontology annotation, biological process: signal transduction. Gene Ontology annotation, molecular function: GTPase activator activity; protein binding. The coding region runs from base 503 to 4111 and encodes 1202 amino acids.